CUCUGGUUCAUUCCGCAUUGUCGGAUCAUUAUAGAGAAAGAGCGAAGAAUUGAACAGAAAAUGGCACACAACAUCCUCGAGCAGAGCAUCAAGCUCGAUGCAGCGACUAGGGCGUAUUAUGACACUCGACGACAGGAGGAGACCAACACACUUCCAAGCGAAGUAUCUCUCCUCCAAACCCGCAACAACCGCAUCGCCACCCUCCCCACCACCGGCCUCGGCUUCCCCGCCACCGUUUCCCACCUCGAGCACGCCGUCAUCCCAGGCCUCAACCUCGCCAGCCUCUCCCCUCACUACUACGGUUUCGUCACCGGCGGCAGCACCCCCAUCGCCGCCGUCGCCGACAAUGUCGUCUCGGCCUUCGACAACUCCGUCCAGGUCCAUCUGCCCAACGAAUCCAUCGUCACUGAGAUCGAGGACCGGGCGCUGCGGAUGCUAUGUCAGCUGCUCGACUUGGAGGAGAGGGACUGGGCGCAUCGGACGUUCACGACGGGGGCGACGGCGAGUAAUGUGAUGGGGCUCGCGUGUGGGCGGGAGGGUGUCGUUCGCUGGCAUGGCAAGGCGACUGCAGGGACGACGACUUCCGUAGCGAAGAUGGGGCUUGUGCGAGCGAUGAACGCUGCCGGGCUGGAUGAGAUCCAGGUCUUGACGACCGUGCCGCAUUCGUCGCUGGGGAAAGCGGCGAGUAUUGUCGGGCUAGGACGAGAUUCAGUGACGCUCGUGAACCGGUCCGAUCGGCCGCACUUGAUCGAUUUCGAGAAGCUGGAAGAAGAGCUCAAAAGACCGGGAGUGGGCUCGAUUGUUGCGGUGUCUUGUUCAGAAGUGAAUACGGGGUUCUUCGCUGCCGGGAGGGGCGAUAUGGAGCGGCUGGCGGGGUUGUGUAGGAGGUAUAAGGCAUGGAUCCAUGUUGACGCGGCCUUUGGCUUCAUGGCAAGGAUAUUAGCCCCUGACACCAACGGGGAGUUCAAGAGCAUCAUCGACGGGAGUGAUGGCCUUGAACACGCCCAUUCCAUCACUGGCGAUGGACACAAGCUGCUGAACGUACCUUAUGACUGUGGCAUCUUCUUGUCCCGGAAAGCCGAAGGCAUGGACGUGUUCCAGAACGCCGGGGCCGCCUACCUCCAAACCGAUGCGUCCGACAUCCCGUCCCCUUUGAACAUCGGGAUCGAGAACUCUCGACGAUUCCGUGCGUUGCCAAUGUACGCGAAUUUAAUCGCAUACGGCCGCGAUGGUUUCCGGACGUUUCUGCAGCAGCAAAUCCGCCUGGCAAGAAGGACCGCGCAUUAUAUUCGCCAACAUCCGGGGUAUGAGUUGCUCCCGGAUUGGCACCAAGACCACAUCGAUCAGCACACGUACAUGGUGGUGCUGUUCCGGGCGAAAGACGAGGUGCUGAAUGCGUCGCUGGUGAAAGCGAUCAACCGGCGGAAGAAGAUCUAUGUUUCGGGGACCGUGUGGGAGGGUCAGCCGGCGUCGCGGAUUGCGGUGUCGAAUUGGCAGGCGGACGAAGAGAGGGAUGCGAAUGUUAUUGCAGAGGCCUUGGAGGAGGUGUACCAGGCGUGGCAAAAUGCUGAAGGUUCAUAACUCAAGCAUAAUGUGGACCAUUGGGAGUUCAUACAUCCAACUAGCUCAGCCUUCAGUUGAGUCAUCUAUCAUACAG
Molecule: messenger RNA, 1657 nt
Organism: Eremomyces bilateralis CBS 781.70
Lineage: Eukaryota; Fungi; Ascomycota; Dothideomycetes; Eremomycetales; Eremomycetaceae
Product: PLP-dependent transferase
Exons: 3
Coding region: 61-1581 (506 amino acids)
Biological process (GO): carboxylic acid metabolic process
Molecular function (GO): carbon-carbon lyase activity; pyridoxal phosphate binding
Source: RefSeq, a predicted model, not a curated record